Messenger RNA from Anolis carolinensis (green anole), 3725 nucleotides. Its product is annotated as proto-oncogene Mas-like. Gene Ontology annotation, cellular component: membrane. Gene Ontology annotation, molecular function: G protein-coupled receptor activity. The record is from RefSeq and is a predicted model, not a curated record. The transcript has a single exon. NCBI's taxonomy places the organism in Eukaryota, Metazoa, Chordata, Lepidosauria, Squamata, Anolidae. The coding region runs from base 2061 to 3155 and encodes 364 amino acids. Gene Ontology annotation, biological process: G protein-coupled receptor signaling pathway.
AAGCUUCAGUGGAGACACUUUUUCUCAUGAUAACUCUCUCGAAACUGAAUUUCCAUUCCUAGAGGUAGAUUUCUCUCACUCUCUGCUGUCUCACCCCUGUUCUUAACUAUGAGCCGUUUGUAAGUCUGAUGUUUGUAACUCUGGGACUGCCUAUAUAGUGAUUUAUCCUAUUCUUUUGUUUCUUCCCAUUUAGCAGGAAACUGAAAUUUGACUCAGAGCCAUAAUGUCACACUAACUAGAUAGAUUGAUAGUUUUCCAAUAUGUUCAAAGUGGGUUAUGUGUGGAGAUAAUCUAAACAAAUGGUAUCAUUUUAAUCAUGCUGCAAAGCACACUUGUUCUGGUGAACAAACAGGAAAGCUAGCAUGAAGACUAUGCAGUUUGUAGUCAAAACAUAGCAAUGUCAUAAAUGAUACUGUGUGAGACCACCACUUGUUUUGUCUUAUAUUCUACUCCACAUAUGUAAUAUGUGACUCAUCUUUAUUGAUAACCAGGGGAAGGGUAGAUUUGAAGUCAGCUGGUUAAUGAAUCUGCUCUAACUAUUCCAAAGUAUUCAGAUAACCAGGAAACUAUCCAGUGAAUUUUUUUGUGGACAGAGUGCAGCCCAUUGUUACCUCCUUGAAGGUUGGACUAAAAUUUCCGUACUCCACUGAACAUGAGCCAACAGCACCACCUGACAGUUAUUCUAAACUUUAACUUCCUUACUUGCCUUUUGGACAUAAUGUGUUUUUCAGCUGCUUCAGUGAUUCCAAAACAUUGGUUCUCCAGAUGUUUAAAAUAUCAGCUCUCAGAACCCAUAGCUGAUUGCCGAACAGUCAGGAAUUUUGGGAGCUGAAGACUAAAAUAUCCGGAGAGCAAAGGUUUUGUAAUUACUCUAAAGCUUGAUUGUAUGUAAAAGAAAAAUACAGCCACCUUUAUCUGUGUUCUAAACUUCAUGAUAGCCGGACUUCAGUAGCUUCAUGCAUUUAUUCUGUUCUUUGCAAUCAUUAAAAGGUUUAAAACGUGAGAUGCAACUAUAAAACCACAAUUGUUUUUGAAUGUCCUUAGUACAAAAAGAAAUCUGUUCAUUUUUUUCCAAAAAUGAGUCAAUUGCCACCCACUAAAAUAUAUUUUAACCAUUUGCCCUGUUAACAGUAAAACAAUAUCAAGUUUCUCAUUUUUAUGUCUGAAAACCUCGAUCACUCAUGAGUCAUUCCCAAAUGAAAGCAAACUGUUCACCGUGUUAAAAUCAAAACACGCUGUAUUUUUUCUAUGGCUCAUCUCAUACAUAAAUUGAACAAGAGACAUUUGAACUUGUUCCUGCCCUUUUAAAAAGUCUUGUAUAUUUGUUUUACCAUAUGAGAAUGGAUUGGAACACAUGGACCAACUCUCCAUUGGCAAAAAAAGAUGGACUCAACUUGCAGCCCAUGCUGGCAUUCCAGGUAACAUCUGGCUAUGUCUGGAGUGGAUCCAUCUUUUGGAGGCUCUGAUCACAAUUUUACUUUACAGCAAACCUGCAGUUCUCCCAGUAGUGUCGACUUCACACCAAUAAUUCCUGACCAUUGUACAAGCUAGCUAAGAUUUCUGCGAGUUGUAGUUCCAAAUUCUAGGAGGGCUGUGAGUUGUGCAAGCCUGAUUUAAACUAAGCAAAGUCCGGGAAAGGUACAGUAAGAAUUCUGGUUCUUCUGCCAUGCUGAUAGCUGUACUGGAACCAAUUUUUCCCAAUCAGUUAUCCAUAUGGCAAAAGAUACACCAUCUCCUAUCCCCAUGUGAUCAACAUAGAAAAGGAGAGGAAUCCCUCCUUGUUGAUUACACGUUGAUCACGCUUCGCAUGCUUUUACAGAGUUCCCAGGAUAGUGAGGAAGUGGCAGCAGUGGCACUGAAAACAGAGGACAACACAGUAGGGUCAAUUCAAGCCUUACCUGUAUGGAGAAUAGCAUGUCAUUGUACAGGAUUCAUGUAGAUGUCCUCAUGGAUCAUCUGAGACAUCUCAGAAGCACAAUACUCUGGAUUAAGAGACUAAUGAAGAUGAGAUAUUGGGGUCAACCAAAUGUGUCAUAUGGCUAUACUAGAAUAAUUUCCUCAUGUAUUCUUUCUCCAAACAGGACCAUCCCUCCCUUCUUCUCUCUCCCUACUUACCUCCUGCUUCUCUCUUACUCUCUGGAAUUUGUCUGAGAAGCACCUUCAUUUUGACCAUGGGAAGCACACUUUCUCUGAACUAUACAGGCGAACAACAAAACUAUCCUGGAAAUUAUUCAAUUUGCAGUGGCAGCUUUAGAAAUGUUCUCAAUAAAGCUGAAUUGUUUUUCGUACAAUUGUUCAGUAUAGCAUUCCUUUCCCCACGCAACUCAAAUGUGCAUGUGGUUUUUUUCCUAACCUUCCUUAUUGGCAUUGUGGGGAUUGUGGGGAAUGGAAGUGUGAUUUGGCUGCUCGGUGUUCAUGUUAAGAGAAAUAAUUUCACCAUCUAUGUCUUGAACUUAGCUAUCGCUGAUUUUGGUAUGCUUAUGAGUAUAACUGCUUUAGGUGUCUUAAUGAGUAUUGCUCUAUCAAAAGAAUAUGAUAUCAUUACAAAGGUGUUGUUUUUGGGGCAAAUCAGUAGCUUCACAUAUUAUGUGGGUUUAUAUCUUCUGACAGCUAUUAGUGUGGAAAGGUGUCUUUCCAUCCUCUUUCCCAUCUGGGUCCGUUGUCACCGGCCAAAACACCUUUCCCUCAUUGUAUCAGUCCUGUUCUGGAUAGUAUCUGCCCUGACUACUGUAACUGAAUUCUUGCUUCUAUAUUUUUGUUUGCUAGACUCUUGGCUUACAUUUUCUAGGAUUUAUUCUGGUAUAAAACUAUUUAUCUUCACACCAAUCAUGGUGGUCUCAACUCUAACCCUAUUUAUCAAGAUGUCCUUUAGGCAUCAGUCAGGAAAACUGCACAAAACUCUGCUGAUUGUUCUCCUUUUCUUCAUUAUCACUGCUGUUCCAAUUAGCAUUUUUUUCUUCUUCUCCAUCAUUGAUUAUAAUUUUCAUUCUAUUGCCAUUCCAAUUUAUAACCUUUUAAUUGUUCUGAACAGCAGCAUCAACCCAAUCAUUUACUUUUUUGUUGGGAAUCAGUGCACCUGUAAAUCCUGGGGAUCCAUCAAAGUUGUGUUUCAAAAUGUUUUUAAAGAUGAAACAGACCUUUCAGAAGUAGGUUGAAUAUUAAUGACCUAAUAAUGAAAUAAGAGAACAGAAAUUCAAAUUCAGAUUCUCCAAAAAAUUAAGAUAAUGAGUCUUCUUGAAAUCAUAGAAUUUAAAAACAGAAAAUAGCAAAACAACCCAAUGGUUUUAUCAACUUUGGGAAGUCAAUUUUGGACAAAACAAAUUCUAGUUUCAUGUGCAAUUACAGUAGAGUCUCAUUUAUCUAACCUUCGCUUAUCCAAUGUUCUGUAUUAUCCAACGCAGUCUACCUUUUAGUUGUCAAUGUUUUUGUAGUCAAUGUUUUCAAUACAUUGCAAUGUUUUGGUGCGAAUCUCAUAAAUACUCUACAGUAAUUACUACAUAACGUUACCGUGUAUUGAGCUGCUUUUUCAGUCAGUUUAUUGUAAAACAAUUUGUUUUGGUGCAUAAUUUGUAAACUCAUAACAUAAUUUGAUAUUUAAUAGGCUUUUCCUUUAGCAAGACUCUACUGUAUAUGUAGUAUUUGAGUAACUGAUAUAAUCAAAAUCCUAAAAUAUAAAAAAAACAGGGGAAAAGAAAGGGCAGUGAGACUCUGCUGUAUCUGUAGUA